UGAAGCGCGUGAUGGUGAUGUGUGUGUGUGUGUGUGUGUGUGUGUGUGUGUGUGUGUGUGUGUACGUGCCAAUAAACGCGUCUCCUUUGUGAUAUAAGUGCGACACAGGCAGAAUGAUGCUGAAUCUACAGCGCAACUUCAGCAGGAAACUUCCUUGUAGCAGGUGAAAGAUGUAUGGAGGAUUUCUACAAAUGCUCAAGAAGAGGAAGGAGCUGAUUCCUCUGAUUGGGUUUGUUGGAUGUGCUGCACUUGGAGCAGCAACCGCUUCGAUUUACUUCUUACUGACCAAACCGGAUGUCAUUUUAAACAACACCCAGAAGCUCAUAACCAUUAACCAGCAGUGGAAACCAGUGGAGGAGCUGGAGCUGGUGAAGAAACUGACCAAGUGAUCUCCUCUGAUCUGAACUCUGUGUUUACAUGCACUGGAUUGUACUUUAAACAUGUACUGUGCCUUUAACUGUGUGUACUGGUUAUAAACUUAAAUAAAUGUAUGAUAUGAAUUAAAAA
Molecule: messenger RNA, 507 nt
Organism: Cyprinus carpio (common carp)
Lineage: Eukaryota; Metazoa; Chordata; Actinopteri; Cypriniformes; Cyprinidae
Product: normal mucosa of esophagus-specific gene 1 protein-like
Exons: 6
Coding region: 171-389 (72 amino acids)
Source: RefSeq, a predicted model, not a curated record